Molecule: messenger RNA, 11511 nt
Organism: Bradysia coprophila
Lineage: Eukaryota; Metazoa; Arthropoda; Insecta; Diptera; Sciaridae
Gene: Mid1
Product: calcium-permeable channel component Mid1
Biological process (GO): calcium ion import across plasma membrane
Cellular component (GO): plasma membrane
Molecular function (GO): stretch-activated, monoatomic cation-selective, calcium channel activity
Source: RefSeq, a predicted model, not a curated record
ACAACAAAACAACAUUUUUAUUUUCACUCUUCAACCACGAACUUAAAACUAUGUGUGUGCAGUGUUAAACGCGAGAAGAAUGGAAAUAGAAACAAAAUCAUUAGUACGAAAAGAGCACCCAUCGAAUCAAAAUAAUUUAUUUAUCGGGGAUAUGUGAGGUUAUGUUGUAAAUUAAUAAUUAAUUUGCCACAAGAGCACUUUAAUUGUUAUCAAUAAAUGGGAUAGCUGAGCAACCCUUUUGAAUUUUGCAUUGGUUUAUCUCGUUCGAAAAUUUCGUUUACGAUUUUGUUUUGAAAAGGAUUCAUCAGGGAUCACAUUUUGUGCUGAAGAAAGGUAUUAGGAAAAUCAAAAAAAAAAAAAAUCCCAUUGUGUUAAUCAGUGUUGAUUAAGUGAUAAUAAAAAUCAAAAUUGUAGAAAAAAAAGGGAAUCGGAAAAAUGACAAGAACAUUUUUUAUAUGUGCAACAUUGUGAUUCAUUUAAUAUGAAGGGAAUUUUCAUAUAUAAAGUUUCAAAGCUCAAUUAUCUAUCAUAAAUUGAACUAGUGUUUGUGUGUCGCCUGUAUGUAUAUAUGUAUCGGAAUGCGGACAUAUCGUGAAAAUCAUAUGUUUGGCCAAAGUUCGAUGUGUUGUCUCCUUUACACCGACUCGAAAUUAAGCUCUGCACAUCAUUGUGUCGGUUCGAUUUCGUAGUGCAAUAGUAUUUGUAAGAAAGUUAUAGAAUCUAACGUUGACGGGCGAAUUUGGGUUGUUGGUAGUUCAAAGAAUAAAAUGGUGUGGCAGGUGAAUCAAUGCGCUAUGACGCUUGCGUGGUGAUUUAGGUCUGCCAGAUUCAGUUCAUAUAUUCCAUAAUUUCGUCGGUUAUACUUUCGAACGUUGUGCAUUUAUUCGAUUUUUACUGUAAAUUACUUCGAUAGAAAUUAGUUACGAGUACCAACGACUUUCGAGAAACGUAUUCGUUUUUUAUCUAACGGGUAAAAAUAAACUUGUAUGUUAAAAGUGCUCUAAGACAGUCCAAUAUGCAGUUAAAUAAUGUUAUUAUUGAAUGAAAACACGUCGGGUCAACCUAACCAAUAUCGAUUGCCUGCGCACGCAAUCUAACUUACCAUCUACCUUUAGUGCCGAUUGGGGCCACCAAGAAGCAGGGAUCGGCAUCCCGCAACGCGAACUAAGUCUCGAGUGAAUGAAAAGUCGCGUAAAGCCAUCCCAAGAUCGGGAAAUCCGUGUUUUUUCCAUCGAAUUAUCUGGCCUACGUAGCCAUUUAUGUGAUGUGUUUGUGUUAACUCUAAAAAGGUAUAUUGUUCAAGAUGGCUGCGGGGUCCACGAACAGAAGUGUUUUAUCAACUCGAACAACACAUCUAAGUAUUGUGCUACGAUACUAAACCAACAGCCAGACGCGACGAAAACGGUGAUGAUGGGGCCAUGAGCCCGAGCCCCGUGAAUAUCGUCUUAAGCGGACCUGCACCAUGCUAGCAUUACCGAACCCGAGGUCAAUAUGUGGCCAGGACCCGGGCUGGUCGUGAUGGCGCUUGCGUUUAUUUCGGUGGCUCGGCGAGGCAUCAGUCAAAUCAUUCCCAACCAAGGGAAUAAGUUGGGAAAAGUAGGAGACGAAAACACGGGUUCCUUGGCAAGAGUUAAUCCGUGGUUAUCUGCUUGCGAUCUGGCACCUGGACCUAAUUCAGCACCGGAUCUCCAGGGUCAAUGCUCAGCCGGUACACUGCCCGUGGCCUUGGUAAAUGAAGGUCCUGGACCACCGGAGUGUCCACCGUCAUGCGAGACAUUACGUUUAAUUGAUAGAAAUACGGCUAAUAAUAAUAAUAAUAAAAUGGAGGAGAAUCGGUUUAAUGAAAAACAACAGUGCCUUGACUAUUUUGGCGAUAAUGAGGAAAGUAGUCCUGCGCAAAUAUGUAAAAAAUCAUCACGUGACAUUAUUACGACCAAAUUACGAUCAUUACGUUUAAGACAUUGCUGCGAACGAAGUGCUUUUAGUGCAAUACACAGUGAUGCACUGGUCGAUAUAUAUAAAGGCGGUUCCGAUUGUAUAAGAACUUUAAACGAUUUGUUGGAUGCUGACGCAUUAGCAUCUCGUAUAACUUGUGAACUUAAUGAAAUUCUUGUACGAUAUGAUUGUAGGCAACUAUAUUCGAUCAAACAUGGAUGCAGGGAUUGUAAGGAAGCGUAUCGAAGAUGGGUUUGUAGUACUUUAAUACCAUAUUUUGCCGAACCUGACGAUAUACGGCAAAAUUUAACAACUGUAAAUAAAAAUGGCAAUACAUCAACAAGUACGAAAGCGUCACCUUCAUCUUCGUCUUCGUCAAGAUCAAGUAGGAAUGUAAAUGACGUUAAGGAAAAUGUUUUAACAGGUUUAGUGGAUCACGAAGAAGAUCCAGUUCUAUCUAGGUUAUUAAAAAGGUCAAGAAGAAAAACGGAGACAAUACGAAAGAAAAUUCGACCGUGCUUGAGUGUAUGCCAGACAGUCGAAGAGAACUGUCCGUAUAUGCUUCCUGGUGAUAGAGCACCGGCUCAUCCUACGCAAUAUGCAGGCGAGCCGACGUUUCUUUGUCUGGACCCAAAUAUACCAGAAACAGGUGAUCAAUUAGCAAAAUCAAAUCAUGGACCAGAUAAUUGUUGUUAUCGAUAUUGUGGUUCCGUUAAAGAAGGUCUGUGUGCAUACUGUGAUUUACCCAAAAAUCAAACAGCUAGCAAACGUGAUGAACAUAUUGUCGAACCAGAAACAUGUCAAAAUCUACCAGGUCCAACGAGUACCUCGUCACAACGCUGUAUUACACCAUUCCAAGCGGCAGCAGCUGCAAUGCUGUCGCUAUCGUCCUCGUCAUCGUCGUCUUCGUCAUCGAAUCGAUUAUUAGCAUCAACGUCUAACAACCAAUUUUUUUAUUAUUAUUAUACAUGGACAAUAUCGUGGAGUUUGAUAAGUGUCGUUGCAUGGAAUAGGUUUUGUCUCCAACUUGCCGGGUCAUAGUUAAAAUAAAAUGCCCCGACUGCCCAACAACAAAUAAACAAAAAAUUAAAAAAAAAAGAUUUAUGAAAGAAAAAAAGAAACAAAAAAAGAAAGUUUUGAACGAUAUUUUAUUGAAGUGAACGAACAAAAAAAUUGAAACUUUUUAAGAAAAAAUUGUGCGUGAAAAUCGAAAAAACAAAACACAAAAUUAAAUAAUUUAAAAAAAAAACUUUCAGUGAGUGAAUAAUUGGGUGCGUAAAAAUAUAGUAAACAAUUUUAGGUGAUUUAAAACAAAAAAAAAAACAAGUGAAUUCAUUAAUUUUAAUUUUCAACAAUUUAUUAUAUGCAAAACAAAAAUGAUUUAUUAUUUUAUCAAAAAAAACUGUUUGAACUCUUGUUAAAAUAAACAUUAAGUAAAGAAAACAUUUAAUAAAACACGAGAGAUUUAUAUGAAAUUUCUUAUUAGUCCGUCAAUUUUUAUAACAAUUGCUGUUAAUUAAUUAUAUACUUUAAUUAAAACGAACGGAAAGAAAAUAAAAUUUAAAAAAAUAUUUAAUGAAAUAAUUAAAUUCGUGUUAUAUACUAAAUAAGACAGAAUAAUGUAAUAAAAAAAUUAAAAAACAAAACAAAGAAAAAAUAUGUUAAAAAAUGGAAUGCACUAUGGGAAUUAUAGACAAGCUUCUCAUUUUUUAUACUCGUUGUUAAAUAAAAAAAAUGGAAAAUAAAAAAAUAUAAAAAAUUAAAAAAAGAAUAAAAAUAUAUUAUUAAUAAGAAGCAAUUAAAAAAAAGAAAAAAACAUUUUUAUUGUAUUUGAAAAGUAAAAAAAUGAAAAGAUUGUUUUAACAUACAAUUGGGUCAAAUUAUUUGUUGUUUUUUCUGUUUUUUGAAUGAAUUAAUUUUUUGUCAUUUUUGCUAUUUUGUUUUAGCAAAGCUAUAGGAUUGACCAAAUAUAAAACAAAUAAAUUGUUAACGUGCGAUGAGCCAAUUUAGAAUUAUAUUGAUAUUGUUACAUAAAUGUGUGAAAAAAUUAACUAAAAAAAAAACUAAAUAAAAAAUCGUAAGUAGGUCUGUUAGUCAAAACAAUCGUAACACCAAACAACUUGAAAAUGAAAAAAAAUGAUGAAAAAAUAAUUUAACAAAACAAUUUUUAGCCUCCAGACUAUUUAUGAAACGAUUAAAAGAAUAAUAAAAACAUAAACGGAAAAUAAAUAAAAAAAAAAUUAUUUUUAAAAUCAAAUAAAAAAAUAUUUUAUAAUCGUAAAACAAAUAUAAGUUUCAAAUUCUACGUGAGGUUGUUGGUGUUUCGGUUUAUUUCCAAUUCUUCAAAUAAUAAAAACAACAAAAUUUAACAAAAAAAAAUCACAACAAAUUAACUAAAAGAAAACAAUCUAGGUUAACUCAAUAAAAAAAAACAUAGAAAUAAAUUUAAUUAAUGAAAACUUAUUCAAAAAGAAAAGGAAAACAUAAAACUGCGUUUAUGAUUACGAAACGUUGUGUCUGUACAGUAGCUGAAUAAAGACAAAAUGAAAGAUAAUUAAAACAAAACAAAAAUAAUAAAAGAAAAUACUACCUAUACAUUAAAGAAAAAAUAAAUACAUCUAGAUAAUACAUAGUUUAACCUUAAAAACAAAGAAAAAGGGGAAGAAGUUAAACAAUCGAAUUGUGAAAAUAAUGAAAAUUAUGUUAAAGGCGUGCAGUUGAUAUUUUUUUUAAUAAAAAGUUUCUCGCAUUGCUUUCAACUUCAUUUUAUUUUUUUCCGAUUCAACUAUUUCGUCCAUUAGCUAAUAAUAUUACGUUAAACGUUCACUGAUUUCAAAGUUUUGUUUUCAUGCGUACAGUCAUCGUUUCUUCAGUUUUUAACAUUCAGUCAUUGAUUUAAAGCAUUAAAAUUUUCUAUUUCACUAUAGGCUGAUUUAACAAGCUAUUGUUUACUGGUGAAUGUUAAUAAAAUCUAUUACAAAUGGUGAUCUGAAAUCAUUAAAUCUGUUACUUCAUUUCUUGAAAUAUGGUACAGGUAACAAUCUUGUACUUCAAUAGUUUCAAUACACAUUCUGCUAUAUGAAAGAAUUAUUACCGGAAGUGGUCUAUUUUUUCGCCAUUAUUGGUAACAGAUGACAGAAGAUAACAAUUUGAUGAAUUACGUAUGUCGAUUUCAAUAAAUUCUUGACCAUAUUUAACUCUAACAAAUAACUGAGAAAAUAUGCACUGUAUCAAAUGUCAUACGCUGUCAUUAACCCCUUCAGCAUAUGCAUAGAGUAGAAAUGACACAGCAAUAAACGUUUCCAGAUUAAUAUUUUUUUUAAAUUAACAAGCGACACGAAAUUACUCAAUACACGGUCAUUCCCAGUUGUAUAAAGGUAGCUCUCUCCUUCUUUAAAUUCUAUCAACAAUACGAAUAAACUAAAAGCAAAAUAAUUCCUAUCUGGGUGUUAAAAUAUUUCAGUGGUUGUUGUUUCUAAUACAACCAAAACGUCGAAAUACAAUUCUAGUGUAGUCCACAAAAUUGAUUCCAAUCAAUUUACAUUGCAAAUUAAUUAAAAUAGCUCAACUAAUUUUCAACAGCAAUUCAUUAAAUCAAUCAUAAUCCAGAACACUACACAUAUUUAGGCUCGACGCUCCAAGCGAACAUAAAUCCAUAAGUGAUAACAUGAAUACAUAAUUUAAUAAAUUGAGCAUUUUGAAAACGUUUCUUGUAAAUUUUCCAUUGAUGAUGACAAAAUGUGACUAAGCUGUGAAGAGUCAACAUAAUAUGCAAGUCGCGUAGUACUACACUAGUUGAUAAUUUUUUUUUUUUUUUGAGAAAAAUCAAUAUGUUUCAUCGGUAAAUUAUGCAAAUGCAUUGUGAACAACAUCAGCAAAAUUGAACAAUUUUAGCCGUCUAGUGAGAUAUUUGAAUCUUUUCAGUUGUAUAUAUGUUCCACUCGUUUUGAUUUUUUUUUUCAGAUUAUUUUCGUGCUCAAAGUUAUUGACUGAAUGUUUGAAAAAAAAUGUAGGUGGCGCGGCGCACAAAAGUUGUAAUUUUAAAAUCACAUCCCAAUCACGGGGAUUUUGUUCUAUCCAAAUAACUCUUUUGAUUUGGAAAAAUUGAAAUUUAAAUUGAAAAUAAGAGAAUCGGUUGAUCCAUUAUUUCUCAUAUUUUCAAUUGUAAAUUGAUACAAUUUCAAGUGAAAGUAGUUCUUGUGGCAGUUUCAUAUCUCCUGUACAUAGAAAUAUUUUGUAAAUAUAAAUAAAUACAGGAAUUAAACGUAAACACAUUUAAUUGACUAGAAUGAUUUUUAUCGAUGAAUGAAAUGAAAAAAAAAGUUAAAUUAAUCACACAAACGGUCAAAGUGAAUAGAACAUUAUAUUCAAACAUAUAAAGAAUUUCACCAUUUUAAAAUUACCUUAGUCCUUCAUGAACAAAACUUUGAAAACAUUUACAUCGAUUCGGUUUCUCCAUUUUACUCACGUCCUUUGAUUGAAAACGAAAAUGAUAGAGAGAGAAAAAUAAUAUCUACAAACAUAAGACAAACUGCCAUGAUAUAGAAAUUUAAAAAAAAAAAAUAAAAAAUGUGAAGAACAUGCUAUCUUUUAGAAACACCUCUUUUUCACAUAAUGAGUUAAUAGAAAAAGUUUACCACUUCAUACAAUUUAAUUUCGCCCAUUUUCGGAAAGAAAUAUUUCGAAGUAAAUGAAGAAGUGUUAAGCUGUGUUCUUAAAACAUUAUUUCUGUGUGGCUCAAAAUUUGAACGUUCAAAUUCUGUUCACGGUUUCAUUACAUACGUAUACCACCUUUCAACCUUUUAACAAUUCGCAUGGAUUUCCGUUUACCCGAGUAACGUUUCACAUAAUUAUUUUCCUUACCCUUGUGUCCAUAGGUAUUGAACUGAUAUUGAAGUAAACUCUUUGUACCACUUGUAUUAAUUAAACGGAACAUCGAAUAUCAGAAAAAUGUAUCGGAAGAACAUUAACAAAUGAUUCAAAAAUUAAUUGCUAGAUUAAACACCUUAUAAACACCUUGUUUACUUGUUCAGGAAAAAUUAUACUUCAAUUCAUCACGCCGAGUCUGAGUCUGAUUUAAACAGAUUGAGUGUUACUUUUGAAAAAUUUCAUUAAUAUUUCUCAACAAAUCAUAUAAGAGUAACAAUCAGUGACGCGAAAUUACCUAAAUAUGGUCUUUUCGGAUAUAGCUGACAAAAUCUGUCAUUUUUUUGUUUAAGGUAUCAACUGUUGGUUUAGACAAAAUCUUUUACUUCAUUUGUUUAACAAAAUAUUCUAUUAUUUAGACCACACUAGCCAAAACUCAUAGCAUAUUUUCGUCAAAGUCGUUCGAUAACAGAUGACUUAAAUUCAGUUCGGAUAUCGAUGAAUUUAUCUUCAAUCGAUAUUUAUAUUUUCAGUCAAUAUUUUAAUCGGACCAGUUUAUUCGAGCCCAUAAAAACCAGUAUUAAAUGAAGAAUCCAUUACUUUGAAUUGCAUGUUAAUGGAAAUCAGAACAGGGAUGCAUUUUAUGUUUGAUAUUUUCAGACUAAACACUUUUUUUUUAUUAUAAAACAAUGUUUCCAAGAAGAAAACUGAGUUAACUAAACAAACACCCCAACGAUAUCGAACAAAAAACAUUUAUGUUACGUACCCAUAUACGUUAAAUGUGUAAUAUGUGUGUAAGCAAGAAAAUACAAAAUAGAAAAAAAAACUGCUGACCAAAAUGAAAAUUAUUAUUUCUGUUUGUAUAAUUUGGCUAACGGAACUGAAUGUAUUCAUCAAAAAAUAUUUUCCAUGUAAUGUUUUGUUAUAAAAAAAAUGUUAAAAGUUAAGAGACAAAAAAGAAAUAAAUUAAACAUAAAGUACUUAGUUAUAAAUGUGCUGACCAACUGGAAUUUUAACAUUACAUUUUCAAAUGAAAAAUUAAUUUACAAACAAAAACAAAACAAACAAAAAAAUGGUAAAUGGAUGGCCUUUUGCAAGUUAAUAUUUUUAUGUUUCUCUUCGAUGGCACCUAAUUAAAUAAAAAAAUCUUAUGUUUUAAUACCAAAGAACAAAAACAAAAAUGAAAUAAGAGAAAAAAAAAAUAUCUAAGAAAAUGAGGAUUCGUCCGAUUAGAAUAAAAUUAGGCCUUAUCAUAAUGCAAUAUUUAGUAAAUUAAAUUAUUUAAAUAGAAUAUUGUAAAUGAAAUACUAAGAAAUUGAUAAAAAGAAAAAUAAACUACUAGACACACACUCAAAACACAAAGUUAGUUGUUUAUUAUAAAAUAGUUAACAUAAAUAGUUGCCUGAAAUAAAGAAAAAAAAAUAAAAAUUAAAGAAAAAAGUAUUUAAAAAAUGGAAAUAACAAAAAAAUUAAAAAAAUAAGUUUAACAGAUCUAAAGUUGAAGGUAUUAAAUAUAGUAUGACGUAAUUGAAACGAUUUAUUAACGCAGUAAGAUUUAUCAUUACUCUCGUAAAUUUUCUCCUUACUUUUACAAAGUUGCAUUUCCUAUACCAGUAUACUUUCAACACUGGUAUGUCAAAAUUUAAACGGGAGUAAUACUACACUUCUAUCGUCUACUACCAAUGCAGACAUUCCUGAUCUACAUUACAAAAUCUUUUGCAAUCUCCCACAGCUUAUCUCUUACUAAAAAAUUGAAUCCAAUUUACUGAUGAUAUUACUUUCCUCUAAAUAUCCGGCCUGAUUUCAGAACUUUUGUUGUUUUUUGAGAAAAUGUGAGUCUUGCACGAAGUACAUUAAGCGGAAAAUACAACAAGAAUCGAUGCAAGGAAAAGACAAGACGUUCAAGUGAAUAAUUUCGGAAAAUGUUCACUAAUGAGUUUCAAACAAAUUGGUAUAUUAAAGAUGAGGUAAUUGCAAUGAAGAUACAAGAUACGAAGCCCGUGUUAGCUAUUUUGCCUUCGCACAUAGAGAGCUUUUCGAGCCCAUUUUUCAAUAUCUAUAGUCCUACAUUCUUUUCGAUUUACGAACCUAAGGUAUUUGUGUGUAACACCUAAUUUCAAUUUUUUAUUUGAUAAAGAACCAAAGAAAAAGAAAAUAAUUAAAAGUGCAAAAAAACCAAAAUUUUUAAAACCGGAAAAAUCAGUCAGGUAUAUUGAGCAUCAACGCUGCCAUACGAUUCUACUGUUCCUUUAGUGGCACCAAGUCUUUGUUUUACCCUUUUUUUACAGCCAUCCAUUCAAUAUUAUAAUGUAAAUUCCAUUUGAUUGAAACUUUUUUAUUUUAAAUUUAUUUUUUCAAAAAUAAAACAACAGAUUGGUCAGCGUGAAGCGCACAUAGUAAGCAUAACUUAUAUUUAAAUGGUCGAAAAUUUGUAAAACGAAAUGAAAUUAAAAAUUGAAAGAAUAUUUAAUUGUUUUGUGUUAAUUUGUAAGAUGAAGAUGUUAGUAUAUUUAAUAAAUUAAUAAUCACUAAUUUAAAAGAGAUUGUAUGAAUGAAAAAUGAACAACAACAACAACAACAACAAAAAACAUUAAGCACAAAAUAUGUAAUUGAAAAAAAGGAGAAAAUACUUUCAUUAAAUAAAAGAAACCCAACGCGCAUAUUUAAAAAGAAAUGUAAUAAAAAUGUGUGUUCGAAAAAAAACUUUUAGAAAAAGUACAUUUUAAAAGAGGCUACUAAAUUAGUAACACAAAGACUUUCCUGAGACAUCUUAACAGUUCACUAAAACUUUUCUUUGUCGUAGACUGAUUUUUUAGGUGCUAAGGGAAAACCUCAUUUACUUGAUCUUUUUUGGUGACCAUACCAGUUUUUCACAACGCCUACACAAACUAUCCAAAGUUUUGUCAACACACAAAUUUAUUGAGAAUAAUUCAAUUGUUAAGCGACAAUAUGAUGAGGAUAAAAAUGGCAUAAUUGAAUUGUAUCAAAAUGAGAUACAUAAUUAGAUCACCAUAGAACAAUUAACAAAUUUCAAAUCUUCAAAUCAAUCCAAAAUACAAUAUGAUUCACAAUUUCGAUUUCCUUUCGUUCACUUUUCAUUUACAAAAGCUACAAUACAGAUGGGGGAGUCGUACAAUAGGCAUAGCUUGCAACAGCUGGUUUCUUUUUCUAUCUGGUAUAUUGUUCGUAUUUAUGUGCUGCAGUGCGAUGUAUGUAGUGCCAAUUGAUUUUCAUAUUCACGCACUAGUGUGGAAAAAAGUAGUUUGCAAAAAUGCAGACCCUACUGCCAUGGAUAAAAUCGUAUUCCUAACUUAUGCUUUCACUGGAAAUCCGAGGUUAACAAUUUUCUCAUCUUUUGAGCAGCAUUUCCAUUAAGGCACAUUUUAGGAAAUUAGCUGUUAUGUGGUGUUCUCCCUACUACUCGAACUCAUGUGAAGGGCAGUUACAAAAAUACCAAAAUAUAAAGAAAACAAUGGAAUCCACGGUACUCAAACAGCUCUUGCGAUGCCUAUAGCAGAAUUCCUGUAACUGUAAUUGAACGUAUGAUUGAUAGCAUUUAGGGCCUCAGGUGUAUGUAAAAAAAUGAAAUUUAAAAAAUGUAGUAGCUAGGAAACACAUGAAAAUUAGCCUGAUAGUAAAAACUAAAAAGAAUUAAAGAAAAAUAAAAUUAUUGAAGAUUCCUGCGGCUAAAACAUAAACGUAAACAUUUAUUAAAAUAAGAAACAUAGUUUGAAUUAAGUUAACAAACCAAUAUGAGUUCACGAUGGAGAACAUAUAAUGACGGAAAUUUAAAGAAGAAAUUAUCUAAAAAUUAAAAAAUUCCAUGAAAGAAUAUAACAAACAAUUAAAUUUACUGAAAGAGAAAGAAAUAGAAAUAAGGAAAAAAAUAUUUUUUUUCUGUAAAUAGCGACACAUAAAAGUAAGAUAUACCAUAAUUUUGAAUCACAUUAGGUUCAAUAAAAAAAAAUAUUAAAAAAAUACAUUCAUCGAUUAAACUUAAUAAAAUUUAAUAGAAACAAAAAAAAAACAUUUUGAGGGUUGGAAAGAAGAAAACUUAUUUUUAAAAUCUUUUUAAACUGACAUAAAACACUAAUUUAACAAUUUGUUACUGAAAAAUUUAUUUUUAAAAAGAAAUUUAUAUAAAAUUUAUUAAAGAAAAAAAUAUGAAAAAAUAUUUAAAAAAAACCGAAAUGAAAAUUCUUUAUUUUUAGCAGUUAAUUAAGUAACUUCAUAAAAUAAAAACAAUUCAUCCAAAUCCUCAAAUUCUGUAAUAAAUACAAAUCUAAAAUAAUUUAACAAAAAAAUAUAAUUAACUAUACCAGCAAGUAACACUUAUAGACAGAUUAUAAUUAAACUAACAAAAUUAUAAAUAUUAUAUUAUGAAAAAAAACAGUAAAAAAAGAAGAAAACAAAAUAAAAAAUUAAUAUAUAUUUGAAAAUGUGAAUGAAUGAAUGUUAUAACAUAAAAAAAUAUUGAUAAAAUUAUAAAAAAAAUAAAUAUGAAAUUAAAAUACAUAGAAAGUAUAAAUUUAGAGUAUGACCGACUGUGUACAAGAACAUGAACGCAUGUGGAAAUUAAUAUUAAAAAAGUAAAAAAAAAAUAAAAAAAAACAUAAAAAACAGUAUGGUAUAGAAAAAGACACUAUGAAUAUACCUUAAAAAUAUGUACGUGUUGGUUCGAUUUAAAGAGCAUUAAAAUGUUAGAAAAAA